AUGGCAUUGAAUAAAAAUAUCCUAUUUUUCCUGGGUCUAAGCAUCGCCUUUUCCCAGCAGAAAGAUCUCUUCAUCAAGAAGUCUGUCGCACCAGUCCCACCUUCUCCACCCAGGCCACCUCUGCAUCCUAAAGAGGAUGACUCAUCUUUCGCCAACAUCGAUGAGAUCAGAGCCUUCCACUACGAUCUAGACUUUUUCGUCAAUUUUGAUGAACAAAGAGUACAAGGAAAUAUGACCAUUUAGUUAUUUGCUCUUGCCAAUAAUGUUACUCAAGUGAUUUUAGACUAAGCAAAUCUCAAUAUCAAUUAGAUUGUUGACAGCAAUGGUACUAAACUAGCCUACAAAAUCCAAACUAUUAGUCCCAACGUUUCAGACCCAAUCCUCGGUGCUCCUCUUAUUAUCUAUUUACCUCAUGUUUUUAACCAAGGUAAUCAGACCAAUAUCACAAUCACCUACUAAACUACUGGUCAUGAUUCCGCCCUUAGUUGGUUAACUCCAGAACAAACUGCUGGUAAAGAUAUGCCAUACGUUUAUACUCAAAAUGAGCCAGCAUAUGGAAGAUCAUGGUUCCCCUCUCAAGAUACACCAUCAGUUAAGGUCGCAUACACAGCUAGAGUAACCAUUAAGAAAGGUUUCGUAGUUAAAAUGAGUGCUAAGGAUCUCUAGUAAGUAGAUCUAGGAAAUGGUUUCAUACAAUACUAUUUUACUUAAAGGAUUGAGGUACCAUCAUACUUAAUUACAUUUGCAGCUGGAAAUCUUGUUGAGCAGAAAGUUGGACCCAGAACUAGCGUAAUCACUGAACCAUCUCAAAUGGCAGCAUGUGCAGCUGAGCUCUCAGACCUUGAGACUCUUCUUAGUUCUGUUGAGUCUUAUCUGAUCAACUAUGAAUGGGAUGAGUACAAGAUUCUAGUUUUACCUCCAAGUUUCCCAUUCGGAGGAAUGGAAAACCCACUCUUGACUUUUGCUUCUCCAACAAUCAUUGUUGGUGAUAAAUCAUAAGUAUAUGUUGCUACUCAUGAAAUCGCUCAUUCAUGGACAGGAAACUAAGUAACUUGUGCCAACUGGGAGAACUACUGGCUAAAUGAGGGAUUCACAGUCUUCACUGAAAGAAAGAUUAGUGGUCAAAUUUACGGAUACAACUUCGCACAAACAGAAGCCUACCUUAAUAACAAAACUAUGUGGGAUAACAUGCUAUCUUAUGGUCUAGACAGCAACUAUACUCAACUUGAUCCGAUUCAAUUCUUCGGUGUUAACCCAGAUAACACUGAGGGAGAAGUCUCUUAUGAGAAAGGCUAUCAAUUCCUAGUAUUCUUAGAGAGCCUUGUUGGCGAGGAUACUUUCUAGCAAUUUAUGAGAUCAUACAUUUAAGCAUUCUCUGGCCAAUCAGUCAUUGAUCUUGAAAUGAGAACAUUCUUUCUUACUUUUAUCGCCAAGACUUUUGAUCCUGCUACAGCAUAAUCAAUCAACUCAGCUAUUGACUGGAAUGAAUGGUUCUAUGGAAAGGGACUUCCACCUGUUACCGCAGACUUCAUGAAUGAUGAUAUUGCAGCUGCUUAGCUUCUUGCUUAAUAAUAUAUCCGAUUGGGAGGAAUCGGUUCACCUGAUGGUUAUCAGAAAUUCAACAACUACUAUAUGAACUAAAAAGUGGUCUUUGUUUAAGAGCUACUUGACAACAAGGACUCAUUGAAUGCUGAUGCCUUCCAUAGAAUUCAAAAUGACUUGAAUGUUCAAAGCAUCAAGAACCUUGAAUUCAGAAUGAGAUGGGAUGUUCUUGGCAUCAACCUUAAGAUUAAGGAAAGAGUUACUGAUGCUUAGGCUGUUGUUGGAUCAAUGGGAAGAAUACUCUACUUAACUCCAAUCUAUACUGCUCUUGUAAAUAAUGGAUUUAGAGAUAAUGCAAAUCAUUUCUACUAAAUUAAUGAGGCUUUCUAUAGUCCAUUAGCUAGAAAUGCAAUUCAAUCUAUUUUGGGAAAUUCAGAAUCAAAGAUGACAUUGAUGAGCAGCCAAGGCCAUCCUUCAGUUGUCAGAUAUUGA
Messenger RNA from Stylonychia lemnae, 2034 nucleotides. The record is from the annotation of a GenBank genome assembly. NCBI's taxonomy places the organism in Eukaryota, Ciliophora, Spirotrichea, Sporadotrichida, Oxytrichidae.